GGCAAGUACCCGUACCCGUAAACGUACCCGCUCACCUACAGCAACAGCAACAUCCAUCGAUGCUACUUACUCAUGCGGGUAAACCAUCCCAGGGAAACUACCCGUCGGUCGGUUGCUUGGGUCGCUCUCGUGUUUGGUGUUUAUUUGGUGUUGCGCCGGUUUUGAUGAUGGUUUUGAAAUGUGUAUCGUUCCAAUUGUGUAGUAUGUAUGUUUAUAUACCACCACUGCGUAGUAGUAUGUUUAUGAUUAUCGAUCUAUCGUGCCAUUUUUAUUGGUCAAGUGGUCAUUCGACUCAAUUUGAUACAAAUCGUUAUACUCUACCAGAUAGUUCGACGAGUGAAGAAUCGCUGCAUUCAGUAUCGUCGGCAUGUUGCAGUAGUACUGUUGCUGCUGCUGGUGGUGGAACGGGGGGUAUUUCGAGUAGACACAUCGUCGUGAAUCGGGCCGAGGGCGGUGGUUAUCUCUCUGAAGGCGAUUCGAUGCUAAUGAGCGCUGGUGGGGCUCAUAAUAGUAGUGCUACAUCUGCAACUGCGAAUGCUAAUGAUAUUUCAGUACCGGGUUCGUUAUGG
Anisakis simplex (herring worm) is the source of this 569-nucleotide messenger RNA. The record is from the annotation of a GenBank genome assembly. Lineage: Eukaryota; Metazoa; Nematoda; Chromadorea; Rhabditida; Anisakidae.